UUUAUUUUCUCUCCGAAUAUUUCAGUUCGUGUGAGUUAUCGAAAUAGCUCAAAAUUACGGCGCUCAACUACUUAACUUUCUUACAGUUAGUGUUUCCUAAUUUAAGUGUUUUAAUUGUUUCCUAUUCGCUCAAUUGCGUGUUUUACGUGAACCCGAAAAUAGCUGACAUGUCCGUGCGUAGAAAGUGCCGUUAUCCACACAUCACACCUCACCUGAGAGCCAUUGACCACUUUCCACUGAAUGAUUCAUGAAAAGAUCUACUGAAAACACCGUGAAUCUCCAUUGACAGGGAUUGAAAUCAUGAAAGAAAUGGUGAAAGGAAAGAAGGGAAUGAAAAACGGCUCCAAACCGACGAAAGCAUCAAAGACUUUGUCCGAAGAUGAAGGAGAUCAUCCGAAGAAAAUACAGUCCUCCGUAGAUGACCAAAACACAGCAGCUGAGGUUCCAAAUAAUGUUCACAAGACCAAGCCCAAUGGAGUUGCAUAUGCGAAAAUGUCUCCAAAAACUGAUAAGAGGAAAGGCAUCAUCAACAUGGAGGUCGACAUUGUCUCCCUUUUACUUUUUGUGAUUGCAGCCUGCACAAGGUUUUAUCGCUUGUCUCAACCAAAUGCUAUCGUAUUUGAUGAGCUUCACUACGGCAAAUAUGUAGGACUUUACAUGAAGAGAACCUUUUUCUUCGACUCACAGCCGCCCUUUGGGAAGCAACUGAUUUCAGCGGCCGCUUACCUGGCAGGCUUUGAUGGUAAAUACAAAUUUGAGCACAUCGCAAGUGAGUACUCGGAGAAUGUUCCAGUGGUGGCUCUGAGAUUCAUACCUGCAUUGUGUGGUAGUCUUCUGGUGCCAACGGCCUAUCAUUUUAUGUUAGAAAUGGGUUCCAGCCAGUGGACAGCACUCAUAGCUGCUAUUCUCUUUCUGUGUGAUAAUGCUCUUUUGACGCAGUCUCGCUUUGUCUUGAUGGAGUCAAUUUUACUCUUCUUUUCUUUAUUUGGACUGCUAUGUUUGCAAAAAUUCCGUAAGCUCAAGUCUGAGUCAUAUUCACUAGAAUGGUGGGCUUGGCUUUUCUUGGCUUCAGUUUUCCUGACGUUCAGCUUCUGUGUGAAACUUGCUGGUUGGUUCUCCUGGUGUCUAGCAAUGAUCAUCAUAUCUGUAGACUACUGGGACAAGGUUCUUGGUAACAAACUCAUCUCUGAUGUAAAAGCAUUCUUGGGAGCUGUCGCCCGCAUUCUCAUGGUCUGUUUAGUUCCUGUGCUUAUAUAUCUCUCCAUAUUUUACGUCCAUUUGACAGUUCUCAACAAAGCAGGUCCUCAUGAUUCCAUUAUGACAUCUGCUUUCCAAGCUAGUCUUGAAGGUGGUCUUGCCUCCAUCACUAAAGGCCAGCCUCUGAAAAUCGCGCAUGGAUCGCAGAUCACACUCCGACACACACAUGGGAAGCUCUGCUGGUUGCACUCACAUCAGCUUGUCUACCCCCUGCGCUACCCAGAUAAACGCGGGAGCUCACACCAACAACAAGUCACUUGCUAUACGUUCAAGGAUGUCAAUAACUGGUGGAUUGUGAAACGCCCAAACAAGUCAAACUUAGUUGUAUCGCAACCAAUCGACGUUAUCAAGCAUGGUGAUGUUAUCCAGUUAAUCCAUGGGAUCACUAGUCGAGCACUAAAUUCCCAUGAUGUAGCAGCUCCCAUGUCACCACAGAAUCAAGAAGUGUCUUGCUACAUUGAUUACAAUGUCUCAAUGCCGGCCCAGAAUUUGUGGAGAGUCGAGUUGUCAGACCCAGGAAGUACGGACAACGAAUGGCACACAAUUCAGUCACAAGUGCGACUUGUGCAUGUCAACUCAAGUCAAGCAUUGAAAUUCAGUGGGAAACAGUUGCCGGACUGGGCGUUCUUUCAGUAUGAAGUGGUUGCAGAUAAGGAGGUCCAACAGCGAGAUACCAUCUGGAACGUUGAAGAACACCGCUACACGAAAACAGAUGAUGAAAAGUUACGAGAGAAGAAUUUGUUGAGUGCUGAAAUGAUUCCACUCACAGCGACGACGAUGUCUUUCUGGCAGAAAUUUGUGGAGCUUCAGUACAAAAUGUUCUUCUCUCACCUAGAAAAUGUCAAAGACCACAUUUUUAGCUCAGAGCCAAUUGAGUGGCCUCUUAUGUCCCGAGGCAUUGCCUAUUGGCUAAGUUCAACUUCUGAAGAGAACCAAAUUUACUUAAUUGGGAAUCGAAUCAUCUGGCGGUCAGGAGUGAUUUCAUUACUGAUGUAUGCAGGCCUUUUCACGAUUUACCUCUUACGGCGACGCAGGCUUUGCUAUGAUCUGCCACAGGAGGUAUGGGAUCACUUUGUUGACAUCGGCAAGUUUUGCGUUUUGGGUUACAGCUUGCAUUACCUCCCAUUUUUCUUUGCAGAACGCACAUUGUUCUUACAUCACUAUUUCCCAGCCCUCGUGUUCAAAAUUUUGCUCACAGCCGCAAUGGUUGAACACAUUGAUUGUCUACUUAAGCUUUACACCAAGAUCAAUUUAGUUAGGAUAGUGUCAUUUAUUUAUUAUAUUUUAGUUUGUCUAUGGCUUGUAUUUAUUUUCUAUUCAUUCCGAAAGUUCCUGCCGUUUUCUUAUGGCAGUCAUCUAUCUAAUCUUUCUGUCAUGAAAGUAUGUGCAUUUCCUGCUUGUGAUUUUCAAAUUGAUGCGCUGCCCUUCUCUGGGUGGUAAUUCAGCGUCAUUGAUGCUUUCACUAAGCUUUUAGUAAUAUUUACAAUGUGCCAUCAAGGCCACAUUACUUCGUUAACACUAGAGCUACUUAAUAAAAGUUUUAUUUUGUUAGGUUCCUCUCUCAGAAAUUUUGGGACUAUUUACAAAUUAGAUCACUGUAUUCUCUGUUCCUCCAGUCAUUUCUGACAGCAAAGCUCUCUGUUCCUGUAGAUUUUGGAAUUACGUUGCUGGAACUUUUGAAAACUUAAUUUUGACAAAGCCCUCAUUUUGUCCUGUAGUGAAUUAUCACUGUAAAACAUUAAAUAGUACCGGUGCCUCCUCUUGCCACUCAUGUAUCUUGCAGCUCAACAUUUCAAAAUUUUAGAUGCAUUUUGAAUUUCAUGUUUUCCUCUUUCUGUCUUAAAUGUCGUAAGUACUUAUUCGAUCACAACUCAUCUUUUUUACUCCAUUGUUCCAUCAUUAUGUCUUGAGGCCAGAUCAAACUAAACUGUGAAUGCAAAGUGGCUGCUGGGCAACAAAGUAAAGAUUUUCAGUUCCUCUUUUUGUAAAGUGAAUAGGAUUCCACUGUAUUGCUCUGUAACUGUCCUGAAUUUUUCAUUUUGAGGUGAACUAAUUGUUAAUGAUGAGCGACAAUUUGAAGUACGUUUGCAGUUUAUUUAUUCUUUGUGACAUUUAAAAAAGUACCUGACCACAAUUGAGGGCUGGCAAUUAGAACAAAUGAUUUGAGAAACGUUGUUUUCAGAAAUCAAACGAUUUUCCUGAUUUUAAACAACUUUCCGAUUUUCAGACUAUAUAAUGAGCUUUAACUUGGUAUACUUAACUCUCCAAGAAGAGCAUUGACAAUUUUAUGCUGUGAUUAUAUUUCGUUGAAACCUUUAUUUUGUUUUUAAGUGCACAUUUUUCUCUGUAUCUACUUAAGUUAUUCGAGUUAUAUCUACUUUAAAAUCAAGCCUAUUGUUAUCAUCGAAUUAUCAUGGAAUCAUUCCUCCCAGACUUUAAUUUGGUAUAAAUUUAUGCAAAGGAGAGUUGAUUAAGAAAGUAUAAGAAAUGAUUUUAUCAGGACUUUCUUCAUCAAGACUGAUUUUUAAGCCAGCAAUAAAAUUGCUGUUGUAGACAUUUUUUGGUUAGGCUAGUGCAGCAUGUAUUUAGUUUUAGUUGAAAUCUGCAUCGAGUCUCAUCUGUUAUUGUCAGAAGGAAAAGGAGCACUCUAAAAAUGGACUUAAAAUUUAAGAAAGCCUUCAUUGACUGGCUUGAAAUGCAAAGUUUGGCUUCUUAAGAGCCGCUCAGGAAUCUUAGGAUAAUUGUGCUUAAAUCAAUUUUUUUAUCACUGUAUUGCAUAAUGCACUGAACUCAGUUGCACCAAUUAAAAUCUCUCAGCUCGUAUAAAAAUUGAAAAUACCCACUACAUCAAUAAUUAUUAAAAAAUCCAUGACCUUUCGAACACAAUUGGUAUGCUUAACUUUAAACUCCUUGAUUUCUUUUUUUAGUUGGAUUAGUUCUUGGCAUGUAGUUCUAAGCGGAUAUAAAAAUUAUUGCUGCAACAUAGCUAAAACUAAUGUGUACCAAAAAUAUUUCUCCAAGAAAAAAGAUAAAUAUUCCCUGCUAAGAGCUCAAAACUUUCGGAAUUUAAUGAAUUUCUACAUUCUUGAUUGGCAUUAAAAUAAACUACAUAUGUAGUUUAACGGCAACUUGCUCUUCGGGAUGCUAGAGAAUUUUUUCGAAGAUAAACGGGAAUACCAAUAUUUUGACUUAAUUCAACAUAAAUUGCUCUCUGAACAAUUUGUUGUCGGAAACUAAGGUCCCAUUACCUGUAAAUGGUCACAUUUCGAUGGUGAAAAUACAAGGCAUGGAUUUUGAUUGCGGUUAUUGAAAAUUUCCGCUCUUAUUUUAUGUUUUCAAGAAAAAACUGACUGACUUUUUUGCACAAUAUUUUCGGAGAAUGUUAUCGAAAGGACGAAGAAAAAUCAAGCAAAAACGAUGAUCAGGCCUUCCUCGGAAAAGUAAAAUGCAAAAUUUGCAUUGUGACAUCAGUAAAUCGAGUUAUGCAAUUUGGUACUUUCACCAUCGAUACAGUUUAAUAUUGAUAAUAGUAUAUAUUUCAGUCCUGACUUCAGAUAGUUCAGAUCAUAAAACUGGCCUCUACUGAAGAAAUUUUUUAGGACCCUAGGCACAGCUAUUUAAGACGUUAAUAACAGUUUCACGCCUUGAAAUAUUAGAUCUGAGAUGUUUGACUAUUUCUUGUAGCUACUUACUUCGAUUUUCACAUCAGAAAAUCCAGAAAUUAUGGUUUAUCUCAUUGUAUAUACGUGAUCUUAAAGCCAUAGGUAUUUCUAAGUAUGGUUUAUGUUUUAAAAAUUAUAUUAUUUAUUGAACUCUUCUCCUCGGGUACCUGUUGAAAUGUAUGUAAUGUUUUUGAUCUCAAGGUGGUACUUCUUUUUCAUGAACCAGUCAAUGGUCAUGUCAUGGUCAGUCAAUGAGCUAAAAUUGCAUCACAAUUUGAUCACUUUCUGAAAAUCAGAAUUUCAUGAUGAGCUAGACCCCCUCUGUUGUAAUGCUCAUGGAUAAUGGAAUCAUAUCUUACAAGUCAUUUUAUUUUUGACGGUAUUGAUUUAUGAUCUUUCAGAAAUGAUCAAAUUGUAUACCACCUUUAGCAAUCUUAUCAGUUGAUUCAUAUAUAGUGAAAGGGUGGUUCCACCUUGAGGAGUUGAAUUUUAUCAUAGUUUUAUUUUUUUCUUUGUUUGUUUAUUUGUAGCUGAAAAUGUUAAAAUGAUUAAUAUUACAGUGGGCCGUUUCAUCUCAUUCUGAUUGCUAAGUGUGUAACAUUCUCUUCUGAAAA
This is a messenger RNA of Bemisia tabaci, 5533 nucleotides long. It is a transcript of the gene rt, whose product is annotated as Protein O-mannosyltransferase rt. Lineage: Eukaryota; Metazoa; Arthropoda; Insecta; Hemiptera; Aleyrodidae. Gene Ontology annotation, cellular component: membrane; endoplasmic reticulum. Gene Ontology annotation, molecular function: dolichyl-phosphate-mannose-protein mannosyltransferase activity. The record is from RefSeq and is a predicted model, not a curated record. Gene Ontology annotation, biological process: protein O-linked glycosylation via mannose.